Molecule: messenger RNA, 4476 nt
Organism: Sander lucioperca (pikeperch)
Lineage: Eukaryota; Metazoa; Chordata; Actinopteri; Perciformes; Percidae
Gene: ppfibp1a
Product: PPFIA binding protein 1a
Exons: 28
Coding region: 183-3188 (1001 amino acids)
Biological process (GO): neuromuscular junction development
Cellular component (GO): presynaptic active zone
Molecular function (GO): protein binding
Source: RefSeq, a predicted model, not a curated record
CUGCAGCCCGGAGGAGGAGGAGUAGGAUGGAGGCGGUGUUUAACAUCCAGUCCCGCCUACCGGACCAUUAACGACCGAAGGUAUUAUCCUCGUCUGACCCACCCCUGAAACCCACCUUCAUGAAUGUGGAAGGUAUACUGCUGGCAAUAGUGACUAAAAUGUAAAAGCUACAUCGGCUAGUUAUGAAAUUCGUUCCGUUUCAACUAUCCUCUUUCGGCUGUGCUAACUAUAAGCUAACGCAGGCUAGCAUCACACAGGUAACUGGAAAAAGAAGACAACAUGACAUGAGCUACUGGAGAUAUAGCUGCAAAUUCACUGCUGGCUUCUGCAAUCAAAUUGGAGGUUGCAUACGUUUAGAUGGAGGUGGUGUUCUCACUCUACCUGCGACCAUCAGGGGGUCUGUGGAGGUUUGGGUGAAGGACACGAACCUUGACUCUCAAAGCUUGCUGCUCUUCCCGGCCACUGCAAGAUUCAUUGAGCACAAGAUGAUGUCCGACGCCAGUGAUAUGUUGGCAGCAGCUUUGGAGCAAAUGGAUGGGAUCAUAGCAGGGUCCAAGGCCAUGGACUACUCCAACGGGCUGUUUGACUGCCAGUCGCCCACUUCACCUUUCUUGGGUGGCCUUCGGGUGCUGCACCUGCUGGAGGACCUGCGGGGAGUGCUGGAGCUCAUGGACAACGAGGAGAGGGACAACCUGCGGUGUCAGAUCCCUGAUUCCACUGCAGAAGGGCUGGCAGAGUGGCUGCAGGGACGAUUGACUAACGGCCACGGCUCAGAAGCAGUCUACCAAGAACGUCUGUCACGACUGGAAAGUGACAAAGAGUGUCUUAUUCUUCAGGUAAGUGUUCUAACAGACCAGGUGGAGGUGCAAGGUGAAAAGAUCCGGGACCUAGACAACUGCCUGGAUCAUCAUCGAGAGAAACUAAAUGCUACUGAGGAGCUGCUGCAACAGGAGCUGUUGAACCGGACAACACUGGAGACCCAGAAGCUAGAGCUGAUGACCGAGGUGUCCAGUCUGAAACUGAAGCUGACGGCUCACAGGGACAAUGAGGGCUUGUACCAAGAAGUAACAGACCUGCGGUUCAGGGUGACUGACAUAGAGAAUGAAAGACUGCAGUGUGAGAAGAAACUCAAAGCUACCAAACGUCCAAAGCGGAACACUGAACGGUUCACUGGAGAUGAGGAGGAGCUGCAGUUUCUGCAGCAGCAGCUGGAGGAGCGAGAGGUGGAGCUGACGAGGCUGAAGGACGAGAGCAGACUGAGGGUGGAGAGCCACAACAGAGCUGAGGGAGGAGAGAGAGAUUCAGAAGUGUUGAAGAUGAAGAUGGCGUUGGAGUCACUGGCGUCGGCCAACGAUGUGAAGGAACAAAGGAUAAAGGAGCUGGAGGAGUCACUCACAAAGUGCAAGAAGGUGCAGCAGCUGGUCAAAGAGAAGUUGGAGGAAAAUGACUAUGACGAUAUCCCAGAGGAUCCCUCGGCUUCUGUGUCCAUGGAGAUGGAUCAGGUCACCCUGGUGUUUGAAGGGGAGGCAGGAAGAAACUCUGGCGAGUCUAUUCCAUGUAUAGCAGUGCUUUCUGAAAUGAAUGACCUGGACAGAGAACGACAGUUACAGGCAGCCAAAAGUUCCUUAGACGUCCCGCAGCCAGGCAGCUCAGCCAUAAGCAGCAUCUCUGACCAGGCCAAAAAAAAUGCCGGACCUGGUUCCUCAUCUCCUACCAGAGCAAACACCACAAGCGAUGACAGCUUUGGUUCCAAGAAGGCCCGUUCUUCUUUCGGCCGGGGCUUCUUCAAGCUGCGUGGAGGCAAGCAGACAGCCAGCUCUCCGAACCUGGCUGAGACAGAACGUAAAGGCACAGAGCACCUGGAUUUGGCCGGUGUUCCUCCACAAAAAUCUCAUGAUGGAGCCCCUCUACCGUCCUCACCUGAAACCAAAAAGAAGUCCAAAGGCUUCAUGAAAUUCUUUGGCAGACUAAAGAGGAGUCACUCUACCUCCUUCAACCUGGAUGAUGCAGCAGAGAUGGAGUUCAGGAGGGGAGGAGUCAGAGCCACAGCCGGCCCUCGACUAGGCUGGUCACGUGAAACUAAACACAAUGCUGUCGAUGUGCCUUUCUCGCAGUGGAGUAAAGAUGAAGUGUGUGCGUGGCUGCAUGAGCAGGGCCUUGGGUUAUAUGUUGCCCAGGGUCAGAGCUGGAUUAAAUCGGGACAAACGCUACUGCGGGCAUCACAACACGAUCUGGAGAAGGAGUUGUGCAUUAAGCAGCCUCUCCACAGGAAGAAGUUGCAGCUGGCUCUACAGGCUCUCGGGUCAGAGGAGGACGAUUUAAAGGGCAGACUGGACAGCAACUGGGUGACCAGGUGGCUGGAUGACAUCGGCCUCCCGCAGUACAAAAGUCACUUUGAUGAGGCUCGUGUUGAUGGACGCGUGCUGCACUACAUGACGGUGGAGGACUUGCUGUCUCUGAAGGUGGGCAGUGUUCUCCAUCACCUCAGCAUCAAGAGGGCCAUUCAGGUCCUCCGCCUCAACUGCUACGAACCCAACUGUCUCAGGCGACGACCCUCUGAUGAGAACAACAUGACACCAGCAGAGAUCUCCCAGUGGACCAACCACAGAGUAAUGGAGUGGCUCCGGUCUGUGGAUUUGGCAGAAUACGCCCCAAAUCUGAGGGGCAGCGGUGUUCAUGGAGGACUGAUGGUGUUGGAGCCCCGCUUCAACGUGGAGGCGCUCGCCCUUCUGCUCAACAUUCCUCCCAACAAAACCCUGCUGAGACGCCACCUGGCCACACAUUUCCACUUGCUCAUCGGCUCUGAGGCGCAGCGGCUCAAACAGGACUGUCUGGAAAACCCCGAUUACACCGUUCUCACCGCUACCGCCAGGGUCAAGGUAAAGCCUAGACGCCUGUCAUUCGGUGGUUUUGGCACUUUGAGGAAGAAACGUCAGGAUGAUGGCGAGGACUACAUCUGCCCCAUGAACGUGGAAAUGCCCAAGAGCAGCAGCUUCCAUAAGGGCCUCCAGAUCUACGAGGAACACCUCGACCACCUGGAACAGAUGGAAGACUCUGAAGGGACUGUGAGACAGAUAGGAGCAUUUUCUGAGGAAAUCAACAAUCUAACGAUCAUGCUGAAGGAAGAUGAGUUUUGUCACGAGAUCUCCGUCGACGCGGCAGAAACCGAUCACAACUCUAGUGUUUGAUUGAGACACUUUGUGAAUUAAGAAUGAACUGUGCCAACCAGAAUCCAAAUCCUCCCACCAACCGUUGUAGAAGAACAUGUGAGACCUCCACUUUUACAGUGUUUUCAUUAUUCAGAAGUACAGCCAUAUUUUGACAUAUUUAUUUAAGCUGUCCAAAAUAUAAUGCAUGAACUUAAAAUGCAAGAUUUUAUUGCAUUGAUGUACCUCUUAUAAUUCAAGCAUGUUUUUGUAUUUUAGUAAUCAGUGGGGUAAGGAUACAUGUUAGUUUUUCUCAUGUCUCCCCUUUAUUUUGAGUGCAGUACUCAAGUUUUCAUGUCCUCAGCUGCAGUCAGAUUUAUUUUUGUUGUGGUACGGAAAGUUGCUUCAUAGAUCAGUUCAUUCAAAUUACAGCAAACCCUCUCUCUUUUACUUCUAGUGAUAUCUAGCUGCAUAGAUAGUUUUUGUUUGCCCAGGUUUUGAAAUCUCUGCCUCCACUCCAACUAUAGAAGUGAUUGGGAUUUUGUGUGUGGUGCUCACAGCAUUGAACACAUUUGUCCUUGUUAACACUGUAUAUAACCCUCACACUGAACAGUUUCCAUUGAAACCACUUCUUUCUAUUAUGAAAACGGUUGAUAAUGUGUUCCGAGCAUCACGCUGCUUCUGGACAGAUGUUGCUGUUGAGUUUUCAAUCCUGUGAGCAACCCCCAUGUAAUGCACAGUGUUGGGGUUCAGGCAGAUAUCUCAAAACCUGGACCAAUAAAACCUAAACUAUCUGCCUGACUAGAUACCACUAGAGGGGGUAGUAAGAAAGUGUUUUGGGAAAUAUGCCUAUAUUUGCUUCCUUUCCUAGAAUUUGAUGAGGAGAGCGAUACCACUCUUGUGUCUUUAAGUAUGAAGCUGCAGUCAGGAAGUGAUUAGCUUAGCAUAAAAACUGGAGGCUUGUCUCUCUCAAAAGCCCACCAGAACCUCUCAAGCUCACUAACAUGCAUCUCUUUAAUCCAAAUGCUGUUUACCAACACGUAACUCUCCCUAAAACCACAAAUUGACCAAAUGAGAUGCAUGUUAAUUAGUGAGCUUUAGAGGUACUGAUAGGUGUAUUCUUAAGCCGUUCUCUCUACUUCUAGUCUUUAUGCUAAGCUAAUAAACUCCUGGCUAGCUCUAUACUCAACGAGUGGUAUUGAUCCUCAAGCUCUGUGCAUGAAAGUGUUUUUUCUCCAAAUGUCAACCUCUUCCUUUUAGAAACAGCAUGACUGAAAGUAAACAUGGAAAUCAGUUUUUAAAUGUAUGGUAAUAAAAAGAAGAAAAUGCA